UCAGAAAUACGAUUAAUUUGCUCUUUCGCUCUGCUGUAAGCAAACGACAUUCCCAAUAUAUCAGAGUAGGUAUCUAAUGCUUUAUUCACCUCAGUUUGUGAAGGUCUCAAGGUCAAAGUACAUCAAUAUGGCGCCCCAGCCUGAAAAUGGAUCUGACAAAGGUGCCAAAUUGACUUUUUGCUGUAACAGAUGCAUCAAGAGAGCUCUCUUGCGCGCUUUCUAAAGUAUUUUUUCUGUACUCAUUUUUCCUUUAUGAUAAGCAAUACCAAAAACAAUGAAAUGGUGGUGUUAUCUCGACCGUUUAUGCAGUUUUGAUGUGUGUGCCCGUUUCAACGGGGUGGCUCAGCUAUGCAAAUAACAACAAAUAUAAGUUUCAUGAGGAACUAUAGAGCCUAGCCCUUCGAAUGCGAAGCGCGGAUGUGGAAGCUUCGAUGGAACGGAUUAAAAGAGAUUAUGGUCGUCCCCAGAAGGACGAAAAUGACCAGAGCCCAUUGUGGACUGCUAUUUUUGACUAUGAAGCUGUCCGAGAAGAUGAGCUGACCCUGAGACGAGGCACCCGAGUUCAGGUUCUGAACGUGGACUCGGGGGAUGAUGGAUGGUGGAUGGGUCAAGCUAACGGUAAAGUUGGCAUUUUCCCUAGUAAUUUUGUGGCCAAAGAUUCACAGCUGAAUGUUGAUAAGAUUCCACCUGACCUAAGGAAUGACAGACCUUUUGAGAUAGACUUCGAGGAAGAACUAGAGCUCGAGGAAGUGAUUGGUGUUGGUGGAUUUGGAAAAGUAUAUCGUGGUAAAUGGAGAAAUGAAACUGUGGCAAUUAAAGCAGCAAGACUUGAUCCUGAUGAGCCAAUAAGUGUCACCAUAGAAAAUGUUCGCAAGGAAGCAAAGUUGUUUUGGCUGCUGGAUCAUAUCAAUAUAGCAGCACUAAGAGGAGUGUGUCUGAAAGCACCAAAUCUGUGUCUGGUAAUGGAGUAUGCUGCUGGUGGAUCUUUGAACAGGGUGCUUAAUGGGCGCCGGAUUCCUCCUGACAUUUUAGUGGACUGGGCAUUGCAGAUUGCAAAUGGAAUGUUUUACCUUCACGAACUUGCACCACUUACCCUCAUUCACAGAGAUUUAAAGUCUAGCAACAUUCUUUUGAAGGAAAAAGUGGACAGUGUUGAUUUAUCCAAGAAGACAUUAAAGAUCACAGAUUUUGGUCUGGCUCGUGAAGCUGAAAAGACAACACGCAUGAGUGCGGCAGGGACAUAUGCUUGGAUGGCACCAGAAGUGAUAAAAUCUUCUCGUUUCUCUAAAAGCAGUGAUGUCUGGAGCUAUGGAGUUGUCUUAUGGGAAUUGCUCACAGGAGAGACACCAUACAAAGGAAUAGAUGCACUUGGUGUUGCAUAUGGUGUUGCCAUUAAUAAGUUAACCCUUCCAAUCCCUUCCACCUGUCCAUCCAUGUUCUCUAAACUAAUGUCAGACUGCUGGGCCCAAGAGCCUCAUGAACGACCAACAUUUCAGAACAUCAUCAAGCGACUAGAAGAGAUUGCCACCUCUCCCUUUGUAACUACACCUCAGGAGUCAUUCCAUACCAUGCAAGAAGACUGGCGUCUAGAAAUUGAGCAGAUGUUUGAUGAGCUGCGCAGCAGGGAAAAGGAACUGCGAUGUAGGGAAGAAGAGCUAACAAAGGCAGCACUGCAGCAAAAGAUUCAGGAAGAGCUGUUAAAGAAGCGUGAGCAGGAGCUGGCAUCACGAGAGAUUGAUCUACUUGAGCGUGAACUAAAUAUUCUUAUCAUCCAGCAGGUCAUGCAGAAACCUACUCCUAAAAAACGAAAAAAAAGCAAGAUCCGCAUGAAGCUCCUAAAGUCAGGUGGCAAGUCCAUCAGUGAACCUUCUGAUUUCCGCCACAACAUUACUGUUCAGAAAGAGGACAUACCAAGUUAUGACUAUGACAAACGAAUGUACAACCCAUCAAGUCCAGAUAGUCCACCAGCUUCUCCUGUUCAUCCAUAUGCACCACCUCGGUUGAGGGCUAUAGCUUACCCAUACAACAUUGGUGACCCGGUAGACGGAAAGAAGGGUAAAACUUGGGGACCAAGCUCUGUGCAAAAGGAUCGCCACCAACGGUCAUCCAUUAUAUUUGCAGAUGGUCGUUGGUCCAAAAGUGCACCAAACCUUGAAAAAUCCCUCCGCCAACUUGGAGGACAUUCCAAUCUUGGGGCUUUCAAUGAUCUCUACAAAGGUGAUGAUAAUCUCCCAGAAUCUCUUGAGGAUGGCACAUCAAGAAAUCGCAGCAUUCCACAAACUCCAGUGGGUGGGAGCCCUAGUGAAGGCUUCACCACCAAACGCAAGAAGCUUGAGGUUGGAUUGUACAACAUGACUGUGGUAUUGGCUGCUGUCGCUGCAGGCUUUGACAUUCGCAUAUCAAACACAGUAGCAAUCCACCCAAAUCUUCAUGGAACAGUGGGUGAGGAAGAGAGAGCAAAGGGGAAAAGGGAUUCUUUCAUCUUUAAUAGAAGAGAUGCCUACCUGGCAGCAGUGCGUGAUUCGUUCAUUGAACCUGAAAAUGAUUUUCGCUCAUAUCAGUACCCUCUUUCAGCAGGAUAUUGGCAUACAUACCAUGGUGUGCAGGCAAGACAAAGACCAAGCCUUAAUGUGGAUGGUUCUCCGCUGGUGCCAGGUGAACAGGGUGAGGAAAAUAUUUCAUCAGGAGGUUUUCAUGGCUUUAAUGCAAGGACAACAUCUCAUCGUUCCUCUUUUGCUGACAGUGAGUCCUCUGUGAUCUCUAGCAAUCCAGCUACAGAAAAAACAGUGAUAUUCAACCGCCAGGUAUCUGAGAGCAGCAAUUAUGAAACACCUACUGCUACAAGACCCUCACAGAACCCACAGCGACGUUCAGUAACUUUUGAGGAUGAUUUCAAUCCUCCAGACUAUAAAGACUACAAGCAGACUUACACUCAUAAGCGCACACCUUCCAAUGCAUCUAACUCAUCCAGUCAUGGAGUGUCAGACUAUGAGGCAUGGUAUCAUCAAGGUGGGGAGCAUUUUCGACCUAUGGAUUAUGCCACCCCUGUGCAGCCUGUUCCACCUCGCCGGAGAGGAACUGGAGAUGCACCCCAACGCCCCACCACAUUAGACAUUGGUGGUAGUCGCACCGGUCCCAUACAGCUGAAGUAUCCAUCGCCCAGCCCAUACAAUCGUAAUGCUCGCUACACACCUCCUUCAGGUCCAGUAGAUAUAGUAAACUCAAAUCAUGAUAACACUCCAUACUUUUCUACUCGGUCACACCUUUCUCCAGGCAACACCCCACCUCACAUAAUGCACCAAAAGACACUCCUGGACAUUGAUGUGGAGGGCCAGAGCCAAGAUUCAACACAGCCGCUGGUCACACACAGGCCACAUCCAUCUGCUGUUGAUUUGGAAAAGGAAUUUUUGCAUUGAUGUUUAGCAAGUGGUCUCCAGCCCAGGUUAUUUUUUUUACAUUAAUGCCAAAUGUUUUUACUAUCACAUAUAGAACUUCUUGAGUCAACUGAAUGCAGACAGAAUUUUGCAGAGAAUGUUCACCUGUUAAAGAAACUGGUAUCUGUCAAACCGUCUGCUUGGAUUCCAGGUGGUCUGUGUUUAAGAAAACAUUAUUCUUGUUUGCUUGUUUUAUCACAAGGGGAGAUGCACUUGUCAGGGUUCAUUAAUCCUUGAGUAAAACCUUUAACUGCAAUCUUUGAUUUGUGCCUUUCAUAACAGCACUAAACUUACAUUAAAGGUAGGUUUAUUGUUUGAACUCAAAAGUAGAAAGGGAGACCAAUUGCUUAACUGUUGUAUAGUGGUCCAUGCUAUAAUACCUCAUGUAAUCUUAUAUUCAUAUUCAUCUGCUGUAUUACAGUUAUGAUACAUUGUGUUUAUGGCAUGAGAGCUGUGUGUAUCUGAGAAAUAUGUGCUGUCUCAAACCAGGCAUUGAAAUGUUUCCUGAAGUUUCUUGAAAACAUGUUAAUCAAAAUGUAUGAAUACGGAAUGUUCUGCUAUUUAUUUAUCAUAUCUACUGUGUGUCAGAAGUGUAGCAAUCAUACUCUCAUUUAAUGUCAUACCUUGUGGGGAUUUUAUUUAGAAAAAUGCAUAUAUUAAUAUACUUAACAGUUAAAUUUCACUGUGUAUAAGUAAUGUGCACAUCUUCAAGUCUGAAUUUUAAUGGACACAUUUUUGCAUAGCAUAGUGUUAUCAUUAUUUCUCUUUAGUUUGUGAGUAUCAUUCUGUCAAUACAACUUUUUCUUGGUGCCUGUAACUGUUCUUGUAAGCCAGCACUACAUACAUUUUGGCAGUAUAGUGGAAAGAAAAGAGUGCUGAAUAUUCCAGAGGAAACUGGCAUUAUUUAAAGUAGCAUCCUUUUGAAUGCUUUUGAAAACUAAAGUUUAGAUUUGUAGCUUAGGCGGUGUUCUAAAGUUAUUUUAAAAUUAUACAAUUUUUUGGAGACUGUACAGUGUUUCAAUUUUAGACAUAUUUCACUAUCUGUAUUUCCUUUUGUAAUAGCAUAAGGAAGCAUACUCAACACGUGCACGUGCAUGCAUAUGUACAAUCACUAGUUGAGAGGGAGGAUAUGAGUUAGGGUAAGGUGGAGGAAAACAUGACAUGUUUAUAAAUUCCUGAGACUCUAGGAGCCAAGCAUAUAACAGGAUAACAUUCAACAAAGCUGCGUGUAAAGAUCAGUUAUAAUUGAAGUAUUGGGCUGUAUCAGUCAUUCUGAUGGUGAAUCAUUUGCAUGUCUAAUUGGCAGCAAAAGGAGUAACCAUUUUAUGACAUACUUUCAUAAUUUUUCUGCAUAAUUUCCAUUUAUUAGAGAGAGUAAAUACAGCUUGUUAGUAGAGAAUCAGUAGUUUUAGACAGUGCACAUUGUUUAGGGAUGGAGAAUUUAUCUCCCCACCAUUACCACCUCUUCUCUUCACCUUUUAUAUUUUCUGCUGUGACGCCCACCCACCCCCACCCUUCCACCGCUUCCUUCCCUUGUCUUGCUGCUGUAGAAUCUCACAUGUACAUAAUAGUGUCUGAAAGUGCAGUUUAUGAGUGUGUGCAAAAUAUCAUUAAUUAUCCAAUCAGUGUUUAAAUUAUAGCCUUAGAAUAAAAUUGUGGCAAGAUCAAAUCAUGAUAAACCUUUUUUUUUUUUUAACCUAGAACAAAGUAGAUAGUUUUGAGCAAGUCUUCAAUGAUUUUUGGUCUCUUGCUAUUUUAUUACCUGUAGAACUGCUUUGAAUCGAGAACACUGUCCAAACCUAGAGGGUUUGUGAGGAUCUUCAUGCAUUAGAAAGAGAAAUAGAGUAGGAGCUGCUCCGUUUAAAUGAUUUUUAAUAUAUUUUUUUAUAUCUGUAGUAUGUACUUUGAAAAUUAAUCUGCCAUUAAGUGCAAAGUCAGGUUUUGUCCUAGUGGAAUUACUUAUUGUGAUAUUUUCACAUAUGCAUUCAUAAAGUUUAGUUUUUAAAUUGUGGAUUAUUUAAGUGUCCUCUACAAUUUCUUCAUAUUCUUGGUCAUGUGAAAUGAGCAAAAAGAAAAAUAUUUACUGCACAGAUUAUCGAGAGAAAACAGAUUUGAUUAGGCAUUUAAUUUAUAGCUCUUGUAUGAUUUGGUGGUGGCAUCAAAACAGUGCGAAUUGAAGAUGACAAGACCAGUAAUUAUUAUAUUUUCAUGAAGUUAGCAUAGCAUCCAGAAAAUAUUUUUGCACAAGAAGUCUGGUUGAAGAAUAUACAAGGGAAAGCUGAAGGCUUAAGUUGCUCCCCAUUGUAAAGAAAGAAAAAUUUGAUUGAAGUGAUAAAGUUUAUGCAUUGUCCAAAAUAAUCUGAAGCAACACAAGUUGAUGUUAUUAAGUGGACACAGUGAUUCAUUAAUGCAAUUCAAUAUAAGUGCUUAACAUAUACUGAUUUCCUAAGCUACAUUUUUGUCAAGUGCCUUUGAAUAAUUGUGAAAAUUUCUGCUAAGAGACAUUACCAUUAGAACAUCUCCUCUGAAAAUGUUUGUUGCAUAUUGCCCUUUUAGCAGUUUACACUGCAAGGCAGCUUCUUUAAAGGGCCUUCUUAACCUUUCACAGACAUUUGUAUGAGUGAAAUAACACAUAAGAGCACCGCUGUCUUUUGCAAAAAAUGACCUUGACAACAGUACCAAAUCAUAAAUGCAAGAUCCUAAAAAUUGAACUUCAGAAGCAUUUGUUCUGGCGUGAACAUUUUUCCCAUUCCCAUUGAGAACUCAAUAUUCUGGAUACAUAUAUGGUGAGCAAUAUAUAAUGCAAUAAAAGAAAUUGCAGAUACAUCUGCUUUUUAUUGUACAUUAAAGCAGUAAAACUUGAUACUAAUGUUCACUUCCCACAGCAACUUCAGUCUGGAGCACUGUGACUGAUACUUGGAUGUUGCAGUAUUUGUGGGUGCAUCACUGUGGGAGUUUGGUUAUUUGAGAAGGCCUUUAGAUGCAUGUUUCUUAAAUGAAUGCAUACAUAAAAUUAAUCUUCUGAAAACACUGCAUGCAACUGUGAAACAUAAAGUGCUGAUAGACAGCAUAAUGCAAUUAAUUUAUGUGUAUGUGUGUGUAUAUAUAUGUGUGUGAUCUUUUUUCUUUCAUAUCCUUAACCCCCACUUAAACCACACUUUGACAACUGAGUGAAUAAAUUAAGCUUGAAAAUGGUUGUCCAUUGCUAUCCAAGUUUAAAAAAUUCAUUUGCAUUUGUGUAAAAAGAAGAUUAAGGUUUCCAUAGCUAGCUUUUGGUCCCUGUCUCUCCCCUUGUUUAUGACCGUCUUUCAAUUCUUUGUGUGUAAGUUACUUUCCUAUGGACUCAAAUCUAAAAAAUCUAAACAUCUUACGUCUUUUUGAAAGCCAAGUAAGUGUCCUUUUAAGGGCAGAAAUUUUUUACAAACUUUGUGCAAAAGGAUCACACAUAUUUAUCCAUCUACAACAACAGCAUCCAAGAACAACAUCAUAUAACUGGCAUCAAAAAGAGUAAACAUGAAUGCCUCAAGAACAAUGGUACGCUAUUUAGAUGCAUAUGUGUAUUUUUUUUUUAAAGAGAAGCAUUCACAAAGGAGUGGAAGCAGGCAGUUCAGAUUUAUUUUCAAUUUAUUGGGGGAGUGGAUGAGGAACUUCUACUAAAUUUUCUGCUGGCAGUCAUUUUAAUCUGGUCGGUUAUUUUAUUUGGGAACUACAUUUCUGUAGCUCAAACUGACUGCAUGAAUCAGAUCUUUCCAGUCAGAAUUUGAAAAAAGGUCUAUCUUUUCAAUCCAUAUCUUCUUUUUUUCCAUUUUUUUUUCUUAGUUUCUCUUUUGUUGUAUUAAGUAUAUUUAUUCAUUUAUUUGAUUAACAUUUUCCACUAUAAAAUGCAAGUAUAGUUUGAAGGGAAAAUAUGCCCAAGAAAUAUUCUUGCCCCAUGCCUGUCUUACAAAGUUUGGGAGUAAAAUUCUCCUCAGGGCGUUGACCACACCUCACUAUUCUUUAAUACUCAUUAGGAAUGAGACUGUUUAGAAAGAUGGAGAAUGUGUACUGAGGAGAAAAUUUUUAGAUUUUUCUGCAUCAGUGGGCAUUGAUCAGAACUUCAGAAAGAUAAGGUAGGGUGAGAUUUCUGUGUUAAUGAAAUUAUGCUUUUUAAAGCAUAUCAUGUUCUCUUAUUUCAUUCCAUGUGUUAAGAAAGAGGCUUGUGUGUGCGAUUCACUUGUCAUAUCAAGCAGCAGCAUUUCCCACUUGUUAACUAAUUCUGUCCUUUCAAACUUGGUAUCUAUUUGAUAAACUGUAUUUUCUUCCAUUAUUGUUAACCUGAUUUUCUCCACGUGCAUAUCAUAAGACUGAAAUAUACAAAAUCAUUGAUUCCUGUGUGACUGCCCUAUUCUGUGAUUGGAAUCCACUUUCUCAAAACCUAUCUUUUUUUUUUUUUUUUUUUUUUUUUUUUUUCAUCAUCAAGCAUGCAGAAUCAAUGAGCUUAAAAUAUGCAAAAUUAUAGUUUCAUACAAUGAACCUUUUUGUAGAUUCACCCUCUUUCAGUCUUUCUCUCAGGGAAAUGGGUUAAUUCACUUGCAAGAUGUGAGUUAUAAUCCCAGCCAGUCAAAAUGUUCAUCAUACACCCACACCCAUCCAUUCUUUUCCAGCCUAAAAAUGGUGCAUGGCAGAUAAUGGUAUAUGCUAAUAAGGCACCAAACUUUUGCCGGCCCUUGCAGACUCCUGCUUAGACCUUUCCAGUCUUUCAUUUUUACAAAUUUCUUUCAAUUUUACAUGUAAAUAGAUCUAUGCAUUUUGUCAUUCUGCAUUUUUACAUCUUCUCCCCCCACCCACCCCCAGUCUUCCGUACUUUUCUUCUGCAGAGGGGAUAGUUCUAAACUGACGUCUAGUAUGUGCCUUUUAUCUGUAAGUACAAAGCAGAUCCAUUUUUUUAAAAAAGUGAACCAUGUACAUCAUUUUGAAUGUCAGUACACUACAGUUACUGUAUAUAAUGUCUUUAACUUGUAUUAAACAAUAUACCUCAGGACAUUUAUACAAGUAUUAUCUUCAUCAACUGGUUUGUACCCUGCUUUGUAACAUAUUUAUGCAAAAUAUAUAUGUGCGCUUCAAGAAUGUAUGCCACUCAUACAAAUAGUUGCUUUGACCAUCUUGGAAAUAGUCAAAAUCACAAUACUAUUUUUCAUUAAUGUGUAAAAUGGUACAGAUAAAUGAUGAGUUAAUACGUGUCUGUAUUUUUUUUUUAAAUCUAAGCAAGAAUACAAAGCAUGAACAAGAGUAUGAUAACAAGUCAGUCCCUAAUCUUACAGUAUACUUAACUUCUUUGUGAGUGAAAGCAGUGAUGACCAUUUUCUGGGAAAUACAAAGAGGGGAUAUUUAUGACACAAUGUUACCUCCUCCUCAUCUCUGGUUUUGGUUAGAAUGAAAAAUCUUUGGUUCAGUAGAAUAUUUGACACAAGAAGCUAUAGCUGCAUAGCAUUUAGUCAAAAUUUUCCCCUGAUUGUUUUAAUUCUUUGUACUUGUGCAUCAUAUAGACUGAGAGCAUCAGUGUGAUUUUCAGCUUUUGUUUACCGAGUGGUUUACCAGUAUUAUACCAGGUCACCAAUAUAAAUGACAUCGGCAUAGCUUCAACAUUGAUAGGACUGCAACUUGUUGUGCUAUAAAUAGUACAUUGAAUGACAGAAAUACACAUGUUUAUCUGAAUAGUUCUUAAUCUCCCUCCCCCAUUUCCCUUCCCAGAUACGCUUGCUUUCUGAACUCAGUCUUUGACUAGGCUUUUCAUCAAGUGUAAAUGAAAUCUAAGGUUAUGAAAUAAUGUCAUAGUUUAUGCAAAGCAGUGCCUAGUAUACUCUUAAUACUGUACACACCAAAGAGGUCAUGGGGAAACUGUGAUGUGCCAGUGGGUGCACUUCUCUCAGAAGUUGCAUGGAUGUUAUGGGUGAUGAUCAUUGAAUGAAUUGGCUUAUUUGUGCAAUGAAGUUAUCCUUGUUCUAUACUUUUAGCAAGACCAGGACGUCUGCAUGAAUUAAUGAUUGAAAUGGUAUAAAGGAUUCUGGCAGGAUGUUUGAUUUUAAUUUAUCUGAUUUCUCAUCUUUUCAAUUUUUAGUUAAUUUAAAGUAGACAAGAAGGUGGCUGUGAUUAUAUCUUUGACCAGCAGUUCCCUGCAUCUGGUUAAUUUGUAGAAACAGCCUGCGUAACAGUUGCUGUUCAUUCUUUUUUAUUAGUGUUCAAAUGGCCAUUACCUCAGAAACAGCAAUUACUGUAAAGUUCUGUAUCGAUGGAGUGGAUGGUAGCAAAUCUUCUGGGGCUCUGUUCAUCCAGUAAUAACAUUUGCGCUUUCACAUGGACAGCACAGCUAGCUGCAGAUGCCCAAUUUGUAGUUUAGUCUUGGUGUUUCUCUGUGUUGGUCUGACUGAAAGGCAAGAUUUGGUAUGUUUUGCAGAAAUGCUCUUUUCACUAUCUGCAGUUAAAAAACCUGAUAAUAUGCAUGUAAUUAAUGCAUUUUGAAAAGUAAUGGCAGUGGAUAAAAAUGAAAUUUUUAUAUAGGGCUGAUGUGUCAGUUGUUAAAUAUUAUGGUUUGUUUUAGCUAUAGCUGGCUUGUUUGCAUAGAACAUGAGCUGUGGUAUCUACUCUUAUCAUUUAUCUAAAUAAAGGUUAGAUUUUAAAAAAAAUAUUGAAUAAGCUGUUUAGUAUGAGCACAUCAUGUCCCCGAGAGUAUGAAAGCCUGAAAUAGUAUGAAUGUUAGAUACAUGUGUCUGGCUGAUGUGCAAUUUUUAAAAUGUUAGUAACAUUCACGUCAACCAUUAGUAAGUGUGAAUCUAAGGAACGCUUUUGUUUUGUUUAAAUGCUAGUGGCUUUCUAAGGUCAGUGGUACUUACCAGCACAAAGUGCCCAAAACUGCUGCAUUUCAGAACAUGAGAUGAGAAUAAUGCUAACUGCUUUGGUGUUGUGUGAGAAUGUAUUUCAUGUGCUGUACAUAAUUUGAUGAGCAUAUUGCUGGUCUUCACAAUUUUUGUCUGCAAAUAGCUCUGUAUGAAUAUAUUUGUACAGUCUUGCUUGUAAGCUAUUAUCAUACACCCAUAUAUUUUAUGAAACUGGAUACGGGAAAUGUACAGAUAAUAAUACUGUUUGAAGAAUAAAGACAGACACCAG
Messenger RNA from Pomacea canaliculata, 10577 nucleotides. Its product is annotated as mitogen-activated protein kinase kinase kinase 11-like. The record is from RefSeq and is a predicted model, not a curated record. The coding region runs from base 405 to 3416 and encodes 1003 amino acids. Gene Ontology annotation, molecular function: protein binding; JUN kinase kinase kinase activity; ATP binding. The transcript has 8 exons. Gene Ontology annotation, biological process: protein phosphorylation. Lineage: Eukaryota; Metazoa; Mollusca; Gastropoda; Architaenioglossa; Ampullariidae.